This is a messenger RNA of Lepisosteus oculatus (spotted gar), 1523 nucleotides long. Lineage: Eukaryota; Metazoa; Chordata; Actinopteri; Semionotiformes; Lepisosteidae. The record is from RefSeq and is a predicted model, not a curated record.
AUGAGAGAGCUUUAUGAAGACCAGGUUUUGGGUAAUAGCUGUAGUGAUCUGGAAGGGAGGAAGGAGGAAGGCCUUCCCAAUGAGAUGGCCUGGGGCCUGAGGAAGAAGCUGUAUUACGACACCGACUACGUAACUACCAAGGGGAAGCCUCAAGAGGAGCUCGAGGCAGAGGAGGAAGAGGAAGAGGAGGAAGCCAAGAACAUCCAGAAGCGGCUUAUGGAAAACUUGCGAGAGGAAGACUAUGACCUGCACCUCCUUCAGGAGUUCGCCACAGAGCAGGAGGAGGCGAAGGCCCCGGAGAAAGAGGGCAAGAUCGUCAAGGACCUGGCGAAGAUGUCCCAGAAGGAGAAGCUGAAGCUGCUGAAGAAAGAGUCCCCCGAACUCCUGGAGCUCAUCCAGGACUUCAAGGCCAAGCUGGCGGAGCUGAAGGACGAGGUGCAGCCCCUGGUGCAGAUGGUGAAGGAUGGGAAGAUUCCUGAAGGGAAGGGUGCCGAGUACCUCAGGACCAAACAGCAGCUCUAUCUGAAUUAUUGCACCAACAUCAGCUUCUACCUGGUCCUGAAGGCGAAGAGAAUUCCUGCACACAACCACCCUGUGAUCGAGAGACUGGUCACCUUCAGGAACCUGAUCAACGACCUGGGUCCUGUGGAUGCCAGGGUGUCCUCAGAGCUGCGCCUGCUCCUGUCCGAGACUGAGAAGGGCAGAACUGUCAGCAAGCCUUCAGAGAACAAGCAGCCCACUGGCAUCAGCAAGAAGGGGCCCCGGCGCGCCCAACUGCAGCCGGCUGGAGACUCUGGCUCUGACAUGGACGAACAGGAGGCCCUGCGGUUCUAUAGGCAGAUGGAGGAGAGGCUGAAACUGAAGAGGAAGAAGCAGACAGAGGACUCCGAGGAGGGACCUGUGCCAGAGGAGGAAGAGGAGCUGGACGCAGAGGCGAAGAGAGCCAUCACUUAUCAGAUGGCUAAGAAUAAAGGCCUCACACCGAAGAGGAAGAAGAUUGAUCGGAAUCCGAGAGUCAAGCACCGAGAGAAGUUCAGACGGGCCAAGAUCCGCAGGAGAGGCCAGGUUCGGGAAGUUCGCAGAGAGGAGCAGAGAUACGGGGGAGAGCUGUCUGGCAUCCGUGCUGGAGUCAAGAAGAGUGUCAAGCUCAAGUAGAGGACGAAGUGGCUGUGUUCUUGUGCAGAGCGGAGACAGAGAGGACGCAGGGCAGUCACCGUGUUCAGAAUGGAGGGACGAACCCACAGCCUUCCAGCAAAGGACAGAAAUCUCAUUCACCAUAAGAUUCCUUGUUAUCUUGCACUCAUAGUGUGACUACGGCUGUUAAGGUUUUUCGUAAGGUAAUUUGAAGAAGUAUGAACUGUUUUUAAGUGUACAGCUUAGUUUGAGAUAUUUUUAUAUGCAGUUUUUGCUUUUGUUUAAUAAAAUGGAAGUAUGAGAAUACACUCUGUAAACUCAGUGGAGCAGAAGGCCUUUCCGGGUUAGAACCCUACUGCUGUCAAAUAAAAACAUUUCAAGUUUUGAAA